UGAAAAGAAGAAAAAGGGAAAAGGUAGUAAGAGCAUCUUGGUAUAUUUGGUAAUGAGAUUUAGAAUGUGAUUCUCGUAUCUCUAUCUCCCAUUCCCAAAAACAAAAACAGUUGACCUUGUUAGAGUUAGAUACACACACACAUACACACAGACACACACACCAACCAUACGCGCACAUACACUCUUCAAAUUCCCAAGUGCGAAACAACAACACCUAUCUCAAAUUCACAUUAAAUUUAAAAUUCAAACUCAUACCGCAGCCAAAAAACGAUGUCGUUUGAGGAGGAGGAGGAGGCUUUCGAGCACACGCUCCUGGUGGUGCGUGAGGUCUCCGUCUACAAGAUCCCGCCGCGCACAACCUCCGGUGGCUACAAGUGCGGCGAGUGGCUACAGUCCGAUAAGAUCUGGUCGGGUCGGAUCCGGGUCGUGUCACGCCGUGACCGCUGCGAGAUCCGCCUCGAGGACCCGAACUCCGGCGACCUCUUCGCCGCGUGCUUCGUGUACCCGGGUCAGCGCGAGAACUCGGUCGAACCGGUCCUUGACUCGUCCCGCUACUUCGUCCUCAAGAUCGAGGACGGUCACGGCAAGCACGCGUUCAUCGGGUUAGGGUUCGCGGAGAGGAACGAGGCCUUUGAUUUCAACGUUGCACUUUCCGAUCACGAUAAGUACGUCAGGAGGGAGCACGAGAAGGAAUCCGGCGACGCCUCCGCCGCCGAAGAUUCACAGAUCGACAUUCACCCGGCCGUCAAUCACAGGCUCAAGGAAGGGGAAACCAUCAGGAUUAAUGUGAAGCACAAAGCAUCUAGUGGAACUGGCAUGCUUUCAGCUGCUGGCCUGGCAGGUGGGCAUGUUGCAACACCAAAGCCAAAAGCCUUGAGCCUUGCUCCCCCACCAAGUGGGGCAGGAAAAAUCAGGUCCCCUCUUCCACCCCCGCCAAAUGAUCCAGUUGCUGCUCGGAUUGCUUCUACUGGUCCUGGUUCUGACCAUAAAGGGACAUACGAAAGUGUGGGACAUUCUACUGAUUCUUUAUCAGAUCUUUCUCAAUUACAGAAGAAUCUUCCUUCAACAGCCACUUCAGGAUCGACCACAGCUUCAGGAUGGGCAGCCUUCUGAUUAUAAAUAUGAGCAUUUUAACUAUGAGGCUUUUAUUAUUCUGAUUUUUUUGGUUCUUUAUUUUGAGAAAAGAAACAGUGGAAGAAACUGAAGAAAGGGGUGUCAUAAGUAAAGUUAGCACAAGAUACCAAGUAAUUCGAUGUCUUGAGGAAUAUCCUGGAAAUAUUUAAUGUUUUCCCCAUAUUUGUAAUAACAGGUUUCUAUAUCUAUAUAAAAAAAUUACUCCCCGCCCCCAACCCCAAAAAAAUCUUUCUUUCCUGACCGAGGUGUACUUAUGAUUUUUGCUUUCAAGGGAGUGUUCCUGAUGACAUGUAUCGUCAGCUGAUUACCAGUUUCUUGAAAUAGGUAUAUAUAUGAGGUUGCU
Molecule: messenger RNA, 1477 nt
Organism: Gastrolobium bilobum
Lineage: Eukaryota; Viridiplantae; Streptophyta; Magnoliopsida; Fabales; Fabaceae
Exons: 3
Coding region: 271-1113 (280 amino acids)
Biological process (GO): endocytosis
Cellular component (GO): membrane; clathrin vesicle coat
Source: RefSeq, a predicted model, not a curated record